This is a messenger RNA of Gossypium raimondii (Peruvian cotton), 902 nucleotides long. RefSeq names its product protein C2-DOMAIN ABA-RELATED 9. Lineage: Eukaryota; Viridiplantae; Streptophyta; Magnoliopsida; Malvales; Malvaceae. The record is from RefSeq and is a predicted model, not a curated record. The transcript has 3 exons. Bases 226 to 744 code for a protein of 172 amino acids.
AUGAAUGAACCACAAGACGCUAGAAAGAAGGUGGAGUCUAUAGACAGUGGAAAUUAAAGAUUCCUUCCAAUUCCAAACCAUUUGUUUCUCAUUUGUCAAGUUUAUUAUUUUUAUUGCAAUACAUUGGUAUUCUUCCAAGAAAGAGGAAGUAAAAGAAAGUUGUUUCAGAUUAUUGUUUUGUUUGGAUUGUAAUAUCUGAAAAAAAACAACAACGUGUUUGUUGCAAUGGAUACGUUGGGACUUCUCAGAAUUAGGGUCCGAAGAGGCUACAAUCUUAUUGUUCGUGAUAAGAUAGCGUCUAGCAGUGAUCCAUAUGUUGUCAUCACCACCACUCAACAGAAAGUGAAAACAAACGUGGUGAAAAAAAACUGCAAUCCCGAGUGGUGUGAUGAAGUGAGUCUUUCAAUCAAAGAUCUUAAUGAUCCAAUCGAGUUAACGGUGUACGACAAAGAUACGUUGGGUGCGGAUGAUCCUAUGGGAACUGCAGAGAUUGACUUAAAACCAUACUUAGAAGCAGCGAGGUUGAGGAAAGAGUUGCAAGAACUCCCAAAUGGCUGUGCACUCAAGAAAGUACAACCAAGCGGGACAAAUGACCUCGCUGAUGAAAGCCGCAUUCUUUGGGAAAAUGGCAGGAUCACCCAAGACAUGCGUCUCAAACUCAGGAAUGUUGAAAGUGGGGAAGUUUUAAUCCAAAUAGAGUGGGUUGAUAUCCCUGGCUGCAAGGGUUUGGAUCCUGAUUUCUGAAUCUGUAUGUAUGGCUUUAACUAUAUUAUUCUCUCUACUUUUAACUCUUUUCGUAUAUAUACCUCAUCGGGGAAUCAUCAAUUUUCUUUUUUAUCGUAAUUUGAAAACCAAACUGUAAUUCAACUCCUAUGUUAUAAUGCAGAAAAACAUACACUUAA